CCGACCUUGUCUGGCUCACAGUCCCGCACCAGGCUGUGCGUAAACGGUGCUAGAACAGUUGGCGGCGUUUAAUGCCCCUUUAAGCGCGUACAACUUUUGCUCUCAUUCAUGUUUUUUAGUCGCAACACUUCCCCGUCUGGGUGAUGUGCACAGGAAUAGAUCAGCACUACUCCAACCUCUUCCGCAUAUUGGAUUCUAUGCAAAGAGAAGGUCGCCAGUGUCCCUCCAAGGAUUCGGAAAAUGAAGACUGCUGCUGACAUGGACUCACUAUUGUUUGACUUUUAAGACGUUUUGGGUUUUGUUUUUUUCAUGCGCAGUUUUGUUCCGGGGAUUUUCUUCAACUCACGAAGCAUUUGCUCCAUGUGUGGGAUUACGCGCUGCAUCGGUUAUAUUCGAAUAUAAUCGACUUUUGAAGAAGCCUGUGCAGAGCAGUGUACAGUGCACACAUUUGGUCACGAUGCAUUUUAUUUAGGACACCCUCUGUAAAUACAAAGUGCCAAAUUAAGCCGUAAUGGCGAACGAGUAUAAUCGCAAUAUUGUAGAAAAGUAUAUCUGCCAUAAACUUACAAAACGCGGCUACGUGUGGAGAUUUGAUGAUGUCCGAGAUGAAGACGCUGCUAAUAAUGGGUCAGUAGUUGCCCCCACUUUGGUGCGCCGGUGCCGUGAAGCCAGCACCGGGCCCGAAAACGAGAGCAUCCCCCACCUCUGCAAGCGGCUUCCCCAGUCCGACCCGCACGCCGCGAUCCACAGAGUUCUGCGUGAGGCUGGAGAUGAACUUGAAAGGUUAUACCAGCCGGACUUCACGGAGAUGUCGCGGCAGCUGUAUCUCACCUCCAACACGGCGCAGAGGAGAUUCGCCGAGGUGAUAGACGAACUGUUCCGGGACGGGGUGAACUGGGGCCGGAUUAUCGCUUUCUUCGAGUUCGGGAGCACGGUGUGCGUGGAGUGUGCGGCCAAGGAGGAGAUGACAUCGCAGGUGGACAACAUCGCGGACUGGAUGACGGAGUAUUUAAAUGGAUCUCUUUACAGCUGGAUACAAGACAACGGGGGAUGGGAUGCCUUUGUGGAGCUGUAUGACAGACAGAGGGAUUCAGUCUUCAGUAGCUCCUGGCCCUCCAUCAAGACAGUCUUUGGUCUGGCUGCACUCGGGGCAGCGAGCCUCACCAUCGGAGCAUAUCUUACGCAGAAGUGAAUCAGCCCUGUUCUAUCAGCUCAACUUGAUUCUCAACCCUCCCUCCUCUUCCUCUUCCUCCUUUUCUGUUUCCUUUUAAAGAUGCCCCUGACCCCCUCAGAGACAACCUUCAGACUUCCGAAUCUGGCUCUCUUCAAAGCCUUCUCUUAGAAACUCCCCUCUUCCUCACCCCUUCAUGUCAAAACAGACACAAAUCAAAACAACUAAAGGAACCAGAUGCACAGCCUGUACAGAGCAAAGGACAUCUUGAACACUGGCAGCUUAGAUGUAAUCAGACUAAGCUGAGCACAACUGAGGAGAAAGGAGGGAUCAGUGGCAUGCAUCUUUUUUUGUUUGUUUUGUUUCGUUCUGCCUGCUUCUGUACUAGUUAUAGCAUGAACAUUGAGUGUUAGUGUAGACGUUGCAUGUGUCAAUGUGGGCGAAAGGGAGCUCAUGCGGGACCUCCAUUUGGAGCAGGCCUUGAUGAUAGGGGGGUGUAGGGACAAUGAUGACGACGCCCCACACCAGAGAGGAAGUGGCCGCGGCCCCGCCCCUGCUUGUAAGGGUGAAGAACCCUGUUUGAACUGUGGACUCCAGUUACCCCCCCCCCCCCCCCCCCCCCGCAGCCGUCAUUCAAAGGACUUCCUCCACACAACAGCUGCUCAGAAUGUAUAAUGGAAACAGCUUGCUACAACCAGUGCGGUGUGUGUCUACUGAUUUCCCUCCUCAGACAGCUCCAGUGAAACUCAGAACACACAUCACCAUUAUACUCUCUCUGGACUUUAAUAAAGGAUGGGUUAGCCGAGUGGAGGACUGAGCUUUCUUCUUGCAGAGUUUUCAGAAUUCCUCGUUUGCGAGAAGUCUUAUGUUGGUUUGAAUUUUUGCAGCACACCAAACCCCAAGUCCUGUAGUUUUAACAGACAAAAAGAGGAGAAUGGAAUUUUUUUUCAAGGAUGAGAAAUGUGAAGAAGAAAGCUGUUGUUGCAGAUAUACUGUAAAUGUUAUAUGUUGCUGAGAGAAAUGUUGAGCACAGCACAAAAGAGCGAGGUAAAUGAAAAAAAUGCAUUUAGCAUCUUAAGAAGGGAGCAACAUGAAUGGAAGAGAUUUUAAGUGUGAAUUCCUCAAGUAAGUGAACAAGAUGGAUCCUCUACCCUAAAAACUCAUUUAGUCACCGGCCUUCCUAUUAGCACCUAGUAAUUCUAAAAUCUAUCACUCCUUUGUUAUUUUCUACCUCUGCUACUCUUCACUUACUCCAUUUGUGGUCAGAUUGUUUGGGCUCACCCAGGUUCACCCAUCUGUCCUCCAGCUGCUGAGGCCCCACAGAGACUCUUUAAUGUUAGAAUCUACUCUGACAUAGACGGUUGUUGAUGUGGACUGAGAAGAAGAAGAAAAAAAAAAACUUGCUUGCUCUCUCUUGCCCAUAGAUAAACUGUGUGGGAGACCACGGCAGCAGGGUUUCAGUUCAGGACUUAAGCCAGUGUGUGUCCCGUGUGCCGGAACCUGAGAUGUCCCUCUUCUCUCCGGCUGCAAAUGCAACAUUGAUUGGUUCCUUUUCAGUCUGUUUUUUUUUUCCUCUUUAAAUCGAUAUUUGUCUUGUGUUACAGUCCGACAGAAAUUUUUCCGAAAUGGCUCCAACAUAUUUUGUUGUUCAGCAAGUUGUACAAAAGUAGUUUUUAUUCCUUCUCUUCAACUUAUUUGCUGCAUGAAUGAAAGAUACGUCACAUGAUGAAUAAUCACUAUGUGUAACCAUAUUUAUAUCAGAACGGUGUAGAAGAUAACAAAUAACAACAAAGGAAUUGCAUUUUCUAUUUAUUGAGAGGUACCAAAUCACAGAUUUUUUUAACAGUACUUUGAUUAAACAAAUCAAUUGUUUUCACUUUUUCAGUCCUAUUGAAUCACACUGUAACUACAUCAUUUUUCUGGCUGCUAUCAUAACAAAAACAACAAAAAAACAUAAAAGUGAAUUUUUGUGUCGUAUUAAUAAUGGCUUAAGGCUGCUAUACUGUUGAUUUCACUUUUACUUACAGCUUAAACUGCCACAAAUUCAUAGUAGUGUAGGUCUAGAGAGCUGGAAACCAAAGUUAACUUGUAUGAUCCUUUACUUAAAAAAAAAAAUACUGAAGUAGCUUAAGGAGAAUACAUGUGGCUUCACUUUGACUUCACCAAGACUCAAUUCAGUGAGGUUUUAUGAUCUCUCUGUGGAGGGCUUGUCUAGUGUUACUGUACUAUAUCCGCUUAACUUUUAUCAACUUUGUGCUGGAAUGAUAACUCAGUGCUUGUGUGUAAAAAUGUUGACCUGCCAGAUCUAAACCUUUUCUCACUAUUACAGCUGAUGGUGUGUGAUAUUCCCAGUGGUGUGUGUGUAAGAGAUGCAGAGGGUGAUUAUUUGUGAGGAGGAAUAGGAACAGUUAAACAGCAAUAUACUGUAAUUUUUAUAUUCUUUGUGCAUUUUAUGAAUGUAGGCACUAUCGUUGCUGUACUGUUUUCUGUCUAUAAUUGCAGACCUGUAGCACUUAAAAAAAAAGUGAAAUGUGUUUCUGUUGUUUACUGAUAUAUCCACGAUAAGCUAGCGGGGAUAAUAUUGUUCCUAAUAAACCAGAUUUUUCAAAGCAUCUGCAGUCCAACUUCUUGCUUUCUGCUGUUUUUUUUUUCCAUUUUAUUUUUAUUUAUCAAUUCACAGCUUCGUCUGUCAGCAUGUGUGCAUGUCAACAAAACAGAAAGAGAAUAAGAGAUGUUUAGGUGGAGAGCAGUGUAUCAACAGUACUCUUUUGAUUAUCUGUUAUCUAUCUCCAGCUAUGUUCUG
Scomber japonicus (chub mackerel) is the source of this 3974-nucleotide messenger RNA. It is a transcript of the gene bcl2b, whose product is annotated as BCL2 apoptosis regulator b. The coding region runs from base 512 to 1192 and encodes 226 amino acids. Gene Ontology annotation, molecular function: protein heterodimerization activity; protein homodimerization activity. Gene Ontology annotation, biological process: negative regulation of intrinsic apoptotic signaling pathway; extrinsic apoptotic signaling pathway in absence of ligand; intrinsic apoptotic signaling pathway in response to DNA damage. Gene Ontology annotation, cellular component: mitochondrial outer membrane. The record is from RefSeq and is a predicted model, not a curated record. NCBI's taxonomy places the organism in Eukaryota, Metazoa, Chordata, Actinopteri, Scombriformes, Scombridae. The transcript is spliced from 2 exons.